AUGUCACAAAAGGAUAACCUACUCGACAAUCCGGUUGAAUUUUUAAAAGAGGUCAGAGAAAGUUUUGAUAUUCAGCAAGAUGUUGAUGCCAUGAAAAGAAUCCGACACGAUCUUGAUGUUAUAAAAGAGGAAAGCGAAGCAAGAAUUAGUAAAGAGCAUUCAAAGGUUUCUGAGUCGAACAAGAAAUUGAAUGCGGAAAGAAUAAAUGUUGCUAAAUUGGAGGGAGACUUAGAAUAUACUAACGAAGAGAGCAAUGAGUUUGGUAGUAAAGACGAACUAGUUAAACUUCUGAAAGAUUUGGACGGAUUGGAACGUAAUAUUGUGUCACUUCGAAGUGAAUUGGACGAAAAGAUGAAAUUGUACCUCAAAGAUAGUGAAAUAAUAUCCACACCGAACGGUUCCAAAAUAAAAGCAAAAGUAAUUGAACCUGAGCUGGAAGAACAAAGUGCGGUCACCCCGGAAGCAAACGAAAAUAUUCUAAAAUUGAAGCUAUACAGAUCUUUAGGAGUUAUUUUGGAUUUAGAAAAUGAUCAAGUCCUUAUUAACAGAAAAAAUGAUGGGAAUAUUGAUAUUUUACCCUUGGACAAUAACCUCAGCGAUUUCUAUAAGACCAAAUACAUCUGGGAAAGAUUAGGAAAGUGA
Saccharomyces cerevisiae S288C is the source of this 642-nucleotide messenger RNA. It is a transcript of the gene SPC24, whose product is annotated as kinetochore-associated Ndc80 complex subunit SPC24. The transcript has a single exon. Bases 1 to 642 code for a protein of 213 amino acids. Gene Ontology annotation, cellular component: nucleus. The record is from RefSeq and is marked reviewed. NCBI's taxonomy places the organism in Eukaryota, Fungi, Ascomycota, Saccharomycetes, Saccharomycetales, Saccharomycetaceae.